CUCGAACAUCACUUGACAUAAAUAACACCUGCCAGUUAAAACAUAUACAGACUGUUUGUAAUUCGUGUUUAUGUGUUCUAUCUCGAAACGAAAACGAAAAGAGCGUGAAUAUAAUUUGUUUAUUGAAAUAUCCCAUACUGUCUUUGAAAAAAGGAGGUUCCUCGUCCAUUAAACAAUGCAUGUUCUCACAAAUAGGGGGUCGUGACAAACGAAUCACGUUCGUGCGACUACGUCAGUAACUGGAAUAGAUUCAGAUAUUACGAAGCGUGAAAUUAAAGGAUAAACAAAUGAAGUCCGGAGCGAGCGCCAUAAUAAUGAAAGAGCAGUCGGCAUCAGAAGGUGUCAAGCUGCAGACACGGGCCGCGUGACCCGGCAAUACGGCUCGGCCGCGGCGCAUCGGCGAACUGGGGCAUAUCGAUAAGUGUGUCCUACUUACCCGGUUUCGUGGCGGUACCGGUGCCGCGGUGCAUUUUAGACGAAAGCGCCACAGAAGAUGUCCGGAAAGUCUUACACAUCGGGUAGCAUGCGUUCGUGCGCUGGUUCCGUUCGACUGGGCACAGCAUCCGGCCACGAGAUUGUGCUGGACGCGUUGUACGAGAGGAAACGUGACAAGAAGAGCGUGCGUGUGCUGACCGUCAUCAUAUACGUAUUCUGCGUGUCACUGGCUGCUAUAAUGCUCUCGCUCUACUACGUGUUCUUCUGGGAGCCCAAGGACGCGCAAUACGCGCAGCGCAAGGUGUCAAACACAGUCACGCCGCAAAUCAGCACUACACCAAUGCCCACUUGCUUUAUGCCCCACACCGGAGGAAGCAAUACCCCAGUGAAUCAAACUGCCAUUCCACCUACCCUAGAUGACUUCGCUAAUGCUACGAAUACUAAUGAAUCCACUGAAGCAACAAUUAACUUAAUAGAAAACUCAACCCUCCCAACUUCCCUCAAAGACAACGAAACAUCCACCACCCAUCCUAACCUCAACCACAUUAACACUCUUAACUUUACUACGGGUACAUGACGUUUCGAAAAAAUGUUAAAAAAAAUUUACAACAAAACUACUUGUAGCUGAAUCAUGUCUACAAAUAUAUACAAUGACAAGAUAGUGCUGAUUGAGUAUAUUGGUCUUAUAUGAUCACACGUAACGUUUGCCGUCUAUAAAUUCUACAUGAAUUGUGAUACAUAUGUACGUUAAGCAUUGGAUAUAAAUCUUACCACACAACGUCAGCUAUGUCGAGUCGUAAACAGAUAUGUACCUAUAAAUGAAGAAGCGAAGCUGUAAUUUUCAAAACCAAUGACAUUAUUUUCUAAAUACUAAAUAAUGUUCUAGUCGGUUUAAAAAAAAUUAUGUAGUAGCACCCGAUUACCUACGCUGGUAUCUUUAGGAAUCCUUGCAUAAUAUUAAAAUAUAAUUAUAUUAAAAUAUAUUUAAACAAUUGUAAAUUCAACGAUUAGGUACGUCAGUGACUAUUAAAAUAUCAUAGUAUAUUUAUAGAAAAGCGUGUAGAAAGUAAUAUCCGUGAUGUUGGCUUAAAGCGAAGUCUGAACCAAAACACCAAUAGCUUAAACAUUCUUAGGAUAAAAAAAUUAUAAUUGGUUAUCCUUAGAUACCGUUUUAUAAUAUAAGAUAGUUUUCAUUAGGUAUUUCUCGAUAAUAGUAAUAAGUUAUUGUAAGUUAAAUAAUAACGUACUCGCCAUGUUUUUAUAAGUUUUAUAGGGUAAUUAUUUUAUUUCAAACAAACUAAUUUUACAUAUUAUCUAACGCAAAAUAAUUAAUGUAAUUUUUUUAUAAUGCAACUUAAAAUUUUUUUUAUGAUUGUUUAAAAAUACGUUUCUCAAACUUAAAUAUUUGUACCUAGGUAGGUACUUACAAAAUAUCUUAUUAAAUAUAGUUGUAUGUUUUAUUAUAGUCAUAUACAGUGAAGUUUAUUAGUAACUUAGCAGAGAAAAAUUAAUGAACUAUUCAAGGCGAGUAAUUAUUUUCAUCAAUGAAACAAUUAAAGCCGAAUGUACUUAUAGAAUAAGUCUUAAAUAGUCAGAAAAUAAUAGCAUCGGAUUAAUGUGUGUAUGGCCUUACGUUAUGAAUAAACGUUAAUAUAUUUUAUUCAUAGAAUUUAUUAAAAAUUGUGAAAAUGUGUUGUUGAUUUGUAAUGUAUUAUGUGUAUUGUUUCUGUUAUGAUUGUCCAAUAAAUAAGGAAAUUAAUGGAA
Vanessa tameamea is the source of this 2199-nucleotide messenger RNA. RefSeq names its product inaF-D (gene inaF-D). Bases 494 to 1012 code for a protein of 172 amino acids. NCBI's taxonomy places the organism in Eukaryota, Metazoa, Arthropoda, Insecta, Lepidoptera, Nymphalidae. The record is from RefSeq and is a predicted model, not a curated record. The transcript is spliced from 2 exons.